Perca flavescens (yellow perch) is the source of this 3884-nucleotide messenger RNA. It is a transcript of the gene zcchc8, whose product is annotated as zinc finger, CCHC domain containing 8. Gene Ontology annotation, molecular function: RNA binding; zinc ion binding. Gene Ontology annotation, cellular component: catalytic step 2 spliceosome. Lineage: Eukaryota; Metazoa; Chordata; Actinopteri; Perciformes; Percidae. The coding region runs from base 91 to 2388 and encodes 765 amino acids. Gene Ontology annotation, biological process: RNA processing. The transcript has 14 exons. The record is from RefSeq and is a predicted model, not a curated record.
UCCCAACCACGUUUACGUCUACUUUACACGUGACAUAAGGAGGACCAAUGAAUUCGAAGGAUAGUUGCUUUCGUUAGUAGCUGGGUAAAAAUGGCUGAAGUUGAGUUCGGCGAUUGUGAGCUCUUUCAGCUGCUUGAUGACUCCGCACCGGUCCCGACGCAUAUUCGCUUCACAGAUGAUGAGGAGGACAAGGAGGAGACGAGCCAGUUCCGGAGCAGACUGGAGGAGUAUGAUGACUACAUUCAGAGACUCACUGAGGAGAAUAAAGGUUUAAGAAGAAAACUGAAAAUCCUGACACGACCAAGCGGCAUCACAAUCGAAGAUGUCAACAUCGACGGGCCAGCUCUUCAAAUCCUUUAUGCAAACAAUAUCAUUUCAAAGCAGUGUCGUCAAGAAAUUGAAGAUUGCAUCUGCAAUGUGAUUUUGAAGCACCAGAAACCGAGCAAUGAAAAGAAAAACUCCAUCUUGCAAAUGAAACCUCAGAAUUCAGCUUUUGCUUUGGAUGAAGAUCUGCAGAAGUCCUCUUCCAGUAACGUAAAAACAACAACCGAAGCGUUUAAAGUGGUUGGAAGUGUCUUAUAUUUCACUACAUUUAGUGUUGAUAAACUUGGACAGCCUCUGGUGAAUGAAAACCCCCAGUUGACAGAUGGAUGGGACGUUCCAACAUAUCACCAGGUUUUUAACCAAGUCGUUGGCACAGAUGGACAGGAUAUAGAAAUGAAAGACAAAAGACCCAAAUCAAUGUGUUUCAACUGUGGUUUGAGUGGUCAUCAGCUGAGAGACUGUCCCAAGCCUAAAGACAUGGCUGCAAUUAAUGAGAGAAGGAAGGAGUUUAAUCAGAACAACAACCAGGCCAUGCAGAGUAACCAGCGAUACCAUGCUGAUGAAGUGGAGGAGCGGUUUGCUAAAUACAAGCCUGGAGUCAUGAGUGAGGAUCUGUUAACAGCGCUGGGAAUUGAUGGAAACACCCUCCCACCUCUAAUUUAUCGCAUGAGGCAGUUAGGCUAUCCACCAGGUUGGCUCAAAGAGGCAGAAAUGGAAAACUCUGGCUUAACAAUGUAUGAUGGAAAUGUUUCAAAUGAUGGUAAAAUAACAGACGAUACCAAUUCGCAAAACAUCUCUUAUGAUGUUUCCAAACUGGUAGAUUUCCCAGGCUUCAAUGUAACUGCAUCACACAACGUGAAAGAUGAGUUCAUGCAGUAUGGUUCUAUUCCAAUGCAGACCAACCACAUGAAGCAAAACUAUGCAGCUUAUCUGUCCAACAACUUCCCUAUGCCUGGUGCCACCUGCAACAAGAGACGGCAUGAAUCUGAAUCAUCUCCACAGCAAAGGAAGAAGACGAGGUCCAGUCCGGAUCGGAACUCUGAUAGAAGCUCGGACAUGGAUAUUGAAUCGGACCCAGGAACACCUUAUAAUCCUGGAUCAGGUGACUUCCAGUUCCAACCUCCGAUGCCCCCUGGCUCCCCAUGCUUCAGUUCACCGCCUCCUUUACCCCAGGGCACUCCUCCUGCUACACCCACUCCCCCACCUCUCCCUAAAGGUACUCCUCCUCCCACACCCACCAACGGCUCCCCAGCUCUGCGGGGGAGUAACUGGGUAGUAGUUGAUGAAACUGUGGACGGAACAGAGGAUGAAUUGUCAUUGGAGGAACUGGAGGAGCAGCAGAGGCUGAUUUGGGCAGCUCUAGAAAAUGCUGACACUGCCACAAAUAGUGAAUCUGAGACACCUGCAGUGGGAACACCUGUACCCAGUUCACCAAGUGCGUCCACACCUGUGCAUGUCGACACAGAAACGGAGGAGGUUGAAGAAACGAUGGACACAACAAGACCUGCAGAAACUUGCCAUAGCAGUGAAAAUCAAAGUGAACCAGGGGUUCAAGAGAUUUGCUCUCAGAGCCCUGGUCUGAUCAAAGCCCAAGACGACAGCCCCCAGAGCCCUGGUCUGGUCAAAACCCAAGACGACAGCCCCCAGAGCCCUGGUCCGGUCAAAACCCAAGACGACAGCCCCCAGAGCCCUGGUCCGGUCAAAACCCAAGACGACAGCCCCCAGAGCCCUGGUCCGGUCAAAACCCAAGACGACAGCCCCCAGAGCCCUGGUCUGGUCAAAACCCAAGACGACAGCCCCCAGAUCCCUCGUCCCAUCAAAUGCCAGGAAGGUAACCCCCAGAGCCCUGAUCUAGAUUUCUCUAAUGGAGCAGCUGGAGAUUGUGCUUCUCCUAUGCAUGACGAGAAGAUAACCGCUGUUCCUCAUCGUAGCAGGUUUGCAGCUGGCAUCGUUCCGUUUGAAGAUACACCAGAGUACACUGAAGUUGCUGAAGCCACAGGGACAUACCUUAGGAUCAGAGACUUGCUUAAAAGUUCCCCUCGAAGUUUAGCAAAAAAAAAAUAACAAUGUACUGUCUUCAUUUGGAACACAAGGGUACAUUGAUAUUUUUUUAAACAAACUUCUAUUUUGACCAUCCUAUCAGGCAUGAUUUUAGCUGUUUAUUUUUUGUACCAAAUUGAAUGUCUAUGCUGUGUAUAAACAUUUGAUCUGUAAACAAGGAGGGACAUCAAGGGAUGCUGCAAGAACAGUAGUUUUUAAGUUUUGACCAAUAAGUCUCAGUUUUUUGUAACAGUUAUGUUAUUCAUGCUGUUUAUUUUAUUGUAAAAUUUGUGAAAUGGUCAUUUUUUUUGACCUGUAAAAAUUUUAAUACCAUGUUAAAAUGACCUUUUCUAUUUUCGUUCUACUUAAAUUGCUUAAAACACUUAAGUAUACAUGCUUUCACUUGCUUCAGUGCUUUUAUUUUGUCUGGCAGCCAUGGAUAGAUGUUGGUUUGAUUUCAUUUUGCUGUAUGUUGUACACAGAUGGUGUAGUUGAUUGUUUAACCAUCUUUAGCAGAGUUUACUGAACAAAUUGGUCAAUUUGUUCACUAAACUCUGCUAAAGGUGCUACCUUCUUUCUAAAAUCAGCUCCUAGCUGAUGUAAUGCACAUUGGCAAUCAAAGUGCAUGUAAUUGGAACUACACUACAACAAUGUGUAUUUUGUCCCUGGGACAUUAUAAACCUUGGUCUACAUUUUGUCUUAAUAGAUUUAUAUCACAGCUGAAAUAAAGUUAAUUGUCCCAUUUCAAACUCAUCUGCAAGCAAAAAAACAAACCGCUUUAAAGAAGCUGUAGAGGCUAGAUAUGCACGGGAGUGUCAAUCAGUCAUGGUUAGGCAUUUAAUAAAAUGGUUACCUGUUGUGUGUUAUCUUUUGGAUAAAAAUUACUUUUCUUACACAUUCAGGAGGACCUUUUAAUAUAAUUAAUUUUGGAGCAUGAAAAUUGGUAUUUCUAUUACUUUAACAUAUUCAGUAGAGAAUAUUUAUCAUAUUGCUAGCAAAAACGUACUUUCUUCAAAGUUGGAGGAAAUUCCCAACAUAGUCAAAGUCCAUAUUCCAAACUAUUAGCAUUUAACAGUAAACACCAACACUCACAUACACACAGAAUAAUUGUAAAUGACUUUUAUACAAGAUACUCCCAUACAGCACAUACUUAUGCAAUUAUACACGCUCUGGUGUCUGAGUGAACCUCAGAACUGUCUGAGGACAGUUAUUUAACCCCAUGCAAAGUCAUGUGAAACAGAUGGUGUCAACUACGGUCUACACUCAAACCUUUUGUAAUAAAGCUAUUACAUUGCAGGCCUAAACACAGGACUUUAAAUUCAACUUUUACAUUCUGUUGGUCUUUAUAUUCAAAGUAGACAUUAAGUCCCAUUUUGACUACUGGAUUUAAGACUGCUAAUAGUUAUUUUUGUUUUUCUCCAAAAUCUGACUUUGUUUGCAUACUUCCAACUUUUAUAUUUAAAAUAAAAUCCCCAAAAUAUGCUGUUUAGUUUGUUAUAAUUAAAAAAAUCUGAGAUUAA